Lingula anatina is the source of this 1187-nucleotide messenger RNA. RefSeq names its product radial spoke head protein 4 homolog A-like. Gene Ontology annotation, cellular component: axoneme; radial spoke. NCBI's taxonomy places the organism in Eukaryota, Metazoa, Brachiopoda, Lingulata, Lingulida, Lingulidae. Gene Ontology annotation, biological process: axoneme assembly; cilium movement involved in cell motility; cilium assembly. The record is from RefSeq and is a predicted model, not a curated record.
CAUAGCAACUAGCAUCUGAGUUACGAGUGAGAUGUGAAUUUAAAAGUUGUUCGUAUUUUUCCAUUAUUCGACGUGUUUGAUUUGUUUUUAACGAUCUUUACCGCACAUUGGUGACAGAGAGGUUCGAGGAAAUCUACCAGAUAAGAGAAAUUUAAAUAAUAUCUGUGAUAAAUCGGAGGAUUCAUUCAAAAUGACGGAGUCCGUCCCAGCAAACCCUGAGCUAAACUUGAAUCCAAAAGAGCAAGAAUUUAUCAACGCUAAAUCCUAUCUUCUGACAUGUAGUACAAGCACAGGGUAUAACUUAUAUGACCAUAUCAGCAGUGUACUCACAAAAGUUUUAGAUCAAAGACCAGAUAAUGUUGUAGACAUCUUUGAAGACAUCAGCAAAGAAACCAAGAGGUCAAAAUUUACAUCAGAUGUGGACACAGUGCAAGAUAAAAUAGACCAAUCCACUGAAGUAACUUUAGCUAAAGUGCAAGAAAAGCUCUUUAAGAAACAGGGUGGUGAAGAUGAAGAAGGCCAACAAGAAGAGGAAAAUGACACACCUCUUCCUAAUUUGAUGGAACUUGCAUUUUACUUUGAACAAGGUGGAAUAGGAUUAGGCAGGGAAGAAACAUAUAGAAUAUGGCUUGCAUUAAAAGACUUAGUAGAUCACCAUCCUUUGCAACAUGCAAGAUUCUGGGGGAAAAUAUAUGGAACAGAACAAAAUUAUAUUGUCGCUGAAGUUGAAUACAGAGAAGGUGGAGAGGAAGAGGAGGAAGAGCAGGAGGAAGAAGAAGCACAAGAAGAAGAUGCAAAUGAGAAGGAAGAAGGCGAAGGAGAGGAAGAAGGUGAAGGAGCAGAAGAUGAUAUUCCAAAGCCAGAUUGGAAACCACCCCCAGUUGUCCCAAAGGAAGCCAAUAGAUCUGGAACAAACAAGAAGACAUACUUUGUUUGCAAUGAACCUGGGAAGUCAUGGAGCAAACUUCCACCAAUUACACCAGCACAGGUUUCAUGUGCCAGAAAAAUAAAGAAAUUCCUCACUGGACGCCUGGAUGCACCUGUGGUGAGCUAUCCUCCAUUCCCAGGAAAUGAAGCUAAUUACUUGAGAGCCCAGAUUUCUCGCAUCAGUGCUGGCACACACAUUUCACCCCUUGGAUUUUAUCAGUUUGAUGAGGAAGAAGAGGAGGAAGAGGAAGAAGGAGCAG